Calidris pugnax (ruff) is the source of this 5704-nucleotide messenger RNA. RefSeq names its product aminoadipate-semialdehyde synthase (gene AASS). Gene Ontology annotation, molecular function: saccharopine dehydrogenase activity. The transcript is spliced from 23 exons. Lineage: Eukaryota; Metazoa; Chordata; Aves; Charadriiformes; Scolopacidae. Gene Ontology annotation, cellular component: cytoplasm. The coding region runs from base 394 to 3246 and encodes 950 amino acids. The record is from RefSeq and is a predicted model, not a curated record.
GCUUUGGUCUUAUGUAUUGGGCUUUCUCUUUUAAUCAACUGCCUGCAUUACAGCCUGUGUUCUACUUCCUUCCUGUGUGUGUGUUCAUUCUUAUUGUUCUUAAUGCAGUCUUUGAGUGCAUCAAGUGCUUGGUCUUUGCAUGUUUGUGCUGGCAAAUGAACUUAAUUAAGCCAUGUAAUGAAAAACUUGGUACAUUGAACACAUUAAAAGCCUUCCUUUACACUAGUACAAACAAUUUGUUUCUUUAAAGCCCCUCCCUACCACCACAAACUGAGAUGCCACAAAGUACGCUGAAAGUAAAUUCUCACAAAAGUAGGGUGUAACUAGAGUAUAAAGAAUCUGGUUUGUGUUUUACAGCAGAUAUUAAAGGAGACCAGAAUUUUUGCACAAGCAAUGUUUGAAGCCUACAUAUACAUGUAUUAUUUUACUACUUUGUCUUUGCUGCCAUCAGGCUUUACCAUGCUCCGAGCCUUUAGUCACACAAAUGGUAGGUGUGCGUUCCGUCAGGCUAAGCGGUGGCAUCAUCGUAAGUCUGUGCUGGCAAUCAGGAGAGAAGAUGUCAACUCAUGGGAAAGAAGAGCACCUCUAGCACCAAGGCAUGUGAAGGAAUUGACACAAAUGGGAUACAAGGUCUUGGUGCAGCCAUCAAACCGGAGGGCCUUCCAUGAAAAGGAUUACAUCAAAGCAGGUGGCAUUAUUCAAGAAGAUAUUUCUGAGGCUUCUCUGAUAAUAGGUGUGAAGAGACCUCCAGAAGACAAAUUGAUCCCUAAAAAGAACUAUGCCUUCUUCUCUCACACUAUUAAAGCCCAAGAGGCAAACAUGCCCCUUUUGGAUGAGAUUCUAAGACAGGAAAUUCGACUGUUUGACUAUGAAAAAAUGGUUGAUCAUAAAGGAAUGCGAGUUGUGGCCUUUGGAAAGUGGGCUGGUGUAGCAGGAAUGAUCAACAUUCUACAUGGAUUGGGAUUACGAUUUUUAGCCCUGGGACAUCACACUCCCUUCAUGCACAUUGGGAUGGCACAUAACUACAGGAAUAGCAGUCAGGCUGUGCAAGCAGUACGAGAUGCUGGGUAUGAAAUUUCACUGGGAUUGAUGCCAAAGUCAGUUGGGCCCUUAACAUUUGUGUUUACAGGCACUGGUAAUGUUUCUAAGGGUGCUCAAGAAAUGUUCAAUGCCCUCCCAUGUGAGUUUGUGGAACCACAUGAGUUAAAGGAAGUUUCUAGAUCUGGAGACCUCAGAAAAGUCUAUGGGACAGUGUUAAGUCGUCACCAUCAUCUUGUAAGGAAACGUGAUGGACUGUAUGAUCCAGUAGACUAUGAUAAACAUCCAGAACUUUACACUUCUCGCUUUAACACUGAUAUUGCACCCUACACAACUUGUUUAAUUAAUGGCAUAUACUGGGAACAACAUACUCCUCGCUUGCUAAGUCGACAGGAUGCUCAGAACCUGCUGGUGCCAGUUAGAUCUCCUGGUGGUGCAACAGAGGGCUGUCCUGUGUUACCACACAAACUUCUGGCAAUCUGUGACAUUUCAGCAGACACAGGAGGAUCUAUAGAAUUUAUGACGGAGUGUACAACAAUUGACAGUCCAUUUUGUAUGUAUGAUGCUGACCAGCAUAUCAUUCAUGACAGUGUUGAAGGCCAGGGGAUUCUGAUGUGUUCCAUUGACAAUCUGCCAGCACAGCUUCCUAUAGAAGCAACAGAGUACUUUGGGGACAUGCUUUUCCCUUAUAUUGAAGAGAUGCUGGUGUCAGAAGGCUCAGAACCUCUUGAAAGCCAGAAUUACUCAUCUGUUGUUCGAGAUGCAGUGAUUGCAUCUAAUGGCUCACUGACAGCUAAGUAUGAGUAUAUCCAGAAACUGAGGGAGAGCAGGGAGCAUGCUCAGUCGCUGAAGAUGGGUAAUAAGAAGAGGGUUUUGUUGCUGGGAUCUGGCUACGUUUCUGGCCCUGUACUUGAAUAUCUCUCUAGAGAUUCCAACAUCGGCAUCACAGUUGCAUCUGUCAUGAAGGAACAACUUGAACAACUGACGAAAAAAUACAGCAACGUUACUUCAGUUCAUAUGGAUGCCAUUAAGCACGAGGAAAAGCUGUCCUCUUUGGUGAAGAAUCACGACCUUGUGAUCAGUUUGCUGCCUUAUUCAGUACAUCCUCUGGUUGCUAAGAAGUGUAUCGACAACAAAGUCAACUUGGUAACAGCCAGCUACUUAACACCAGCUAUGAAAGAACUCCAGGAGAGCGUAGAGGCUGCUGGUAUUACAGUUAUCAGUGAAAUGGGUUUGGAUCCUGGUCUCGACCAUAUGUUGGCAAUGGAAUGUAUUGACAAGGCAAAAGAAGUUGGUGCUACGGUCAUAUCCUACACUUCUUUCUGCGGUGGCCUGCCAGCUCCGGAGCACUCUGACAAUCCUCUGAGAUACAAGUUCAGCUGGAGCCCACAAGGAGUGUUGCUGAACACAGUUCAGUCUGCUACGUAUUUGAAAAACGGAGAGAUCAUCAAUAUUCCAGCUGGAGGAGCAUUACUUGAUGCUGUUACUCCGAUGGAUUUUUUCCCAGGAUUAAAUCUCGAAGGUUUUCCUAACAGAGACAGUACAAAAUAUGCUGAGCCCUAUGGUAUUCAGACAGCUCGCACUUUGUUGAGAGGCACCUUAAGAUACAAAGGAUACUCUAAGACUAUGAGAGGUUUUGUAAAACUAGGUUUAAUUAACCCAGAUCCUCAUCCUUUGCUAAGCUCAACCACGCCACCUCUAACCUGGAAAGAGCUCAUGUGCAAACUGGUUGGAAUUAAGCCACCUGCUGAGUACCAUGUUCUGAAAGAAGCCGUAUUUAACAAACUGGAAAAGGACGAAAGUCAGCUGGAGGCAGUGGAAUGGCUAGGUCUAUUGGGAGAUGAACCAGUUCCAGCAGCAGAUUCCAUUGUGGGGGCUCUUGCAAAGCACAUGGAGAUGAAGCUGCCCUUUGGCACUGGAGAGAGAGAUAUGAUUGUUAUGAGAAAUGAAAUAGGUCUCAGGCAUCCUUCUGGUCAUUUGGAAGACAAAUUUAUUGAUCUGGUUGUCUAUGGCGAUAACAAAGGAUAUUCUGCGAUGGCUAAAACAGUAGGAUACCCCACGGCCAUUGCUGCUAAGAUGGUUCUGGAUGGUGAAAUAGAUGCCAAAGGUAUGGUUAUACCAUUGACAAAGAACGUUUACGGACCAAUACUUGAGCGUGUUCGGGCGGAAGGCAUCGUGUACAGCACCCACAGUGUCAUCAAACAGUAACUGGAAGCAGUGGAUGCAAUCAGGUUUUGGCUUUGUUUGAUGUGUCCCCCCCUUUAAGAAUCUCAAUUUUGGACCAGCAAAAGGCAGCACCUGCCGUUUCACACACAAAUGGUGCCUUCCAUAAAACCAGUCACCUGACUUUCGCAUAGAAACUGUUGAUACCCAGAUGCAUGUAUUGUGGUAUUUUCCUCUUAAAACUGUUACACUUUCAUGUAUGUGUUUCCGCAUCAAUCGGAUGCUUUCCUUAUAUUUUUCCUAAAAUAUCUCAGAAGUAAUUUUUUAAGUAAUAGAGUUUAUCUUCUAAGUGUACAGGGUUAUUAUUAAGAAAAAUUUAAGGUGAAAGAAAAAUUUAUUGGUGGAUUCUUUUGUGGUGGAAAAUCCUGGUUAAUGAGUUCCAUUGAUUAAGGUUGAUUGUUCAUGUGGUAAAAAUAAUAUAUCAGAGAAACAGAGAUGAAAGGGAUACUUACAUUUUAAAUCUUGUAACUUAAAGUCUUUCUAAAAUGAAAGUCUUUCAUUUUAACAGUGUUUGUGAAUGUUUUCACAAUAACAAUAUGCAAGAAAUAGUUUAGAAAUUCUGCACUACUAGCAAAUGAGAUCCUGUUAAAUCUUGAAAAUGUUCAGUUGUUAAAUAUUUGAAAUCUAGAUCUUAAUAUUUUUUUUUAAAUCCCUCUCUUAUGAAUGUAAACUUAAAUUGCUUGGAGGAGGGAGAGAGGUUAAAGCCAGCCUCCCCCAUCCCUUUUCCCGUCUCCGCGUGGAAGCUGGUGGGGAUGUGUGGACAGACCUGCUGUCAGGUGUCACCUUGUGUGAUGAAGGGAGUGCGGGGGCAACAGCUCUGCAGCUGGGAAGGGCACUCUGACACCCAAGGCAGUUGUUGUGCUUGGGAGCUGCUCCACGUGAGGUGUUUGCUCUCUCUUAUGCUGUGCGCCUCGGCCGGCGGAGGUACCGACACAAAGGGAAUAGGCCGCCUCGCACAAGCAGCUGGGAAACGCAGGAGGCUGAGAGGUUUAAAUCACUACUCUUUGAGUUAGCUUCUGUCCUUUUGCUGUCGUGCUUUUAGAGGCUUUCAUGUGGGAGCCUGUCCAUGCCACCCCGUGCAGUGCCAGUCAGGCUGAUGGGAGCUCCCCGGUGUGCCCGAAGGGCUGCCCUGCCCUGCGCUGCCCGGGGGGCUGGCCCGGCUCUGCCGCCAGCUCCUCUGCACCAGCCCAGGGCUGAACUGCAGCCUGAGGACACCUUUUCUCUGACAAACCAGCACUCGCUUCCUUCCAGCUCAGGGCCGCUCCUGUGGCUUUUGCUCAGGGAUUUCUAUGCCACCUUGAGAGGCAGCCAUGGCUUAGACAUCACCAGUCGGGCCUGUGAGGCGCAACGCAGCGGGCAGGCGCCAUUUGCACUGGCAGCCCUGCUCCCCUCAGCGAGCACUGAUGCUGGAAGCUGUCUGCUCUCAGCCUGCCUCACACGCACACUUUGCUGAUAAACGCACAGCCUUGUUCUUCCUGAGAAGCCUAGUGCCAUUUUCACAGUCCCGAGGGGCUGGAAUUCCAGGUAUUGCUCUGCCCGGUAGGAAAAGCAGCCAUAAGAAUAGCUAAAGUUUUGAUCUGCGAGUCUCGCUGCUCCGGAUUUGGGUUUUCUUUGUGCAUAGGUAAUGAAGUAGCCAAUGAAACACAGAGGAGGGUGAAAGGAGCCAAAGGGAGAAGGAAGAAUGAAGGGCAGAGUGUUAUUGUCAAAGAGGAGAGCUUUUUAUACUGAACCACUGAAUGCUUUUGUACUGUCAAAUUUGGAUGCUGUUACAGUUCCACGCAUGCUCCGAGUGUCGGAUGAAAUCCUGGCUCCACUAAGUUGCUCUGCUUCCCGCUGACCUUGGCUGUUGGUCUGUUGUGUGGCUGGUACGUACGUGCUGCUGGGGUAAGGAUGGAGCCUGCAAUGUUUGUUCUGCUCCCUGCUGCCUCCUUCCCUUGGUAGAUUAAAGUCCUACAACUACGGGUUAAAAUUAGACUUGUAUCUGCCGGUGCCUUCCAGUCCAGUGCUUGGUGAGACCAGGAUUUCACUCGAGAAUUCUCUGUUCCCUCCUUUGCCCCACAAAUGCACAACCACGUGGUUGUGUUUCUGUUGUAUGUGCGUGCACCUUGCUUGGUUUUCUGCCCAGGAAAUGCAGUAUGCAAAGAAAAUUAGGAUUUUUAAAAAAUAUAUAAUCUCUUUGGAGCACAAAAAGAAAGCACUACAGGGUGUUUUCUUCAAGAAACACUGCUACUAUUUUUGGAACAUUUUGUAUCGGAAUAUAUUUCUGUUUCCCAGUGCAAUGCUGCUUUUCAUUUUCAAAGUUUAGACUUAAAUGAAUUUAUUGCUCAGCUUUUGUAUGAAGGUUAGACGUCUCAGUUCUCUUUGCAUAUUAUUGGAAAGGUAAUUGUAUCUUACAGACAAGAUUGCUUGAAAAAUAAAUCUGACAACCUGUGUUUCAUUGUCA